Sipha flava (yellow sugarcane aphid) is the source of this 775-nucleotide messenger RNA. RefSeq names its product endocuticle structural glycoprotein SgAbd-8-like. The coding region runs from base 5 to 571 and encodes 188 amino acids. Gene Ontology annotation, molecular function: structural constituent of chitin-based larval cuticle. The record is from RefSeq and is a predicted model, not a curated record. The transcript has 3 exons. NCBI's taxonomy places the organism in Eukaryota, Metazoa, Arthropoda, Insecta, Hemiptera, Aphididae. Gene Ontology annotation, cellular component: chitin-based extracellular matrix.
ACGGAUGAAAAUCGUGGACACUGCAGUCGAGAAUCGACGAACCGUGCGAGACAGCGAAAGUAACGUGCAAAAUAUUCUAAUAACAACAACACUUCAACAAUACAUCACGCAUUAUCUUCUCGUCCGUCAAACGCAUCGCCUAAGACCAGUCAUCAUGAAAUCGACCAUCGUAGUAGUAUGCAGCAUGUUGGUUGGCUUGGCUAGCUGUCAACAAUACCAACCAACAACUCCUAUCCCAAUCGUCCGGUAUGAAAAUGACGGAGUCAAUUUCGAUGGAUCUUACAAAUGGGCAUACGAAACCGGCAACGGUAUCCAAGCCCAGGAGAGCGGUUACGUGCAGCCAGCCCAAGAUCCCAGCCAAUCAGCCCUGAAUGUGGAGGGCGGAUACUCGUACACCGCACCGGACGGCACACCGAUCAAUGUUAAAUACGUCGCGGGUCCCCAGGGAUUCGUGCCCGUCGGUGACCAUCUGCCCACACCACCACCAUUACCGCCAGCAAUCGCCAAGCUCCUCCAGUUCUUGGCCACCCAACCUUCCACACCGGAACCGGCUUACAACAAGAGAAAGUAAACGCAUCCUCUUGCGUCCACAUAUCCCAACACACCCGAUCGAUUUGUACUACAUAUAUUCUUUCGACGUAUCAUAUUAUUAUUAUCAAUAUUAUAUACAAUACCCAUUCAAAGGUUUAAUUUAUAUAUAUAUUUGUAUUUGUAACAUUUUUUCAACAAUACGUUGACUUUAAUUCUUUAUACAGUUUUUACUUUUUUUUUUUUU